This is a messenger RNA of Thalassophryne amazonica, 583 nucleotides long. Its product is annotated as G0/G1 switch protein 2-like. Bases 11 to 367 code for a protein of 118 amino acids. The record is from RefSeq and is a predicted model, not a curated record. The transcript has a single exon. Lineage: Eukaryota; Metazoa; Chordata; Actinopteri; Batrachoidiformes; Batrachoididae.
GUGAAGAAGGAUGGACAGCGUGCAGGAGUUGAUCCCCUUUGCCAAAGAGCUGGUGAGGCAGAAGCCCAGCCGCAGGCUGCUGAAGGUCUACCUGCUGGGCUCCGUGUUCGCCGUGCUCGGGAUGCUCCUCGGCCUGAUGGAGGCCGUCUGCCAACCCUUCUCCUCCACUGAGUCUUUGGACCCAGAUAUGGUCCUCCUGUUGGCCCGGAUGGAGAGGAGCGCCGAGGCUGAGAGACGGAGGAAAGAGAACAGCCGGGAGGAGGAGGAGCGAGUCGGUGCUGAAGAGAUUCCAGCCGGGAAGACCUCAGUCCCUGAGGCUCCUCCACACAUCCAGAGGACCACGGCCAACCGGCUCCACGCCUCCUAGUCUGUGACCCAAACGGGUUUCAGAUCCUGACUGAGGCACUGAUGCACUCAACAAACAUGAUGUGACGAUGUGUUCAAAGUAACAAAGUUCAUUUACUCAAGUACUUCUGUUUUCUGUUACUUUAAACUUGUACUCCAUCAGAUCUCAGAGGUAAAUCUUCUGCUUUCUACUCCACCUUUAUCUGACAGCUAGUUACAGGUUACUUUAUAAAAACAA